Messenger RNA from Drosophila nasuta, 726 nucleotides. RefSeq lists its product as uncharacterized. The transcript has 3 exons. The record is from RefSeq and is a predicted model, not a curated record. Lineage: Eukaryota; Metazoa; Arthropoda; Insecta; Diptera; Drosophilidae. The coding region runs from base 125 to 598 and encodes 157 amino acids.
GUCUUCACUUUCGCUUUAAGCGGACUCGUUUUCUGGUCGCAAAUAUAAGCUUGCUUUUGCUUUUGUUGCGGGUUUUUCGUUACAAAUAAGAAGUCUAUAAAUUAAUAUUAUAAAAAGUGUUACAAUGCAUGGAACAACUAUAAUUUUUCUAAUACUUUCCUCGAUUUUCGCGUUUUCAUUCAAUUUGACCGGCUGUAUAGCUGAAAAGUUAGAAACACCAUCAACGAAUGAAGCAAAAAAUGAUGAAAUCAAAAUUUAUAAGCGUCUGAUUCCUGCAGAUGUUUUAAGAGAUUUUCCAGGAAUGUGCUUUGCAUCCACUCGCUGUGCUACAGUAGAGCCGGGCAAGUCGUGGGAUUUGACACCAUUUUGCGGCCGCUCAACAUGUGUUCAAAACGAAGAGAAUCCGGCCAAGCUUCUGGAACUUGUUGAGGAUUGUGGUCCCUUGCCGUUGUCAUUAUCGAACGACAAGUGUAAAUUGGAUACCGAGAAGACCAAUAAGACAGCACAAUUUCCAUUUUGCUGUCCCAUCUUCACCUGCGAGCCAGGGGCCAAAUUAGAAUAUCCCGAGGUAGAGAGGGAUACUAACAAGCAAAACUAAGCAGCAAAAGCGCAUGAAUUCUUUGACUAUUCAAUUAAACACGAUAACCAUCGGUUUGCUUAAAACUCAUAUGUAUAACUUUCUCAAAAACCCAGAGUAAUGUAUGAAAUAAAUUAUAGUAUAGAGUU